Abrus precatorius (Indian licorice) is the source of this 3391-nucleotide messenger RNA. Its product is annotated as protein FAR1-RELATED SEQUENCE 3-like. Gene Ontology annotation, biological process: regulation of DNA-templated transcription. The record is from RefSeq and is a predicted model, not a curated record. Gene Ontology annotation, molecular function: zinc ion binding. The transcript is spliced from 6 exons. Lineage: Eukaryota; Viridiplantae; Streptophyta; Magnoliopsida; Fabales; Fabaceae. Bases 472 to 3135 code for a protein of 887 amino acids.
ACAAAACUCACAACUUGAACUCAGAUCCCACUUUGAUAAAAGUGAAAGGAGUUCGGUCUGAGCCAACCAUGGUCGUUGGAUUUGAAUCAAACGGCACAUAUCACGCGUGUCUACUUAUGUCUCAUCGAAUCUGUGUGACACGCACUCACUCUCCCUUUCCUCUCUGUUCUUCUCCCCCUCUCUCCUCUCUGCAACUCACGGUGGUGGAAAAACCCUAACCACCGACGAAACGCAGUCGUUCCGCUCCCCAAACUCACUGUCACGUGCUUUUCCACCUCCGUUGGGAAGAGAAGGGAUUUCCAGGAAUUCGAGUUUCUGGAACCUGAAAUUGGGAGUUUUGUGAAUCAAUUUGUGGUCAGCUCCUUGUAAUUUGUAGUCGUUGCUGGUUAAAGCAUACAGUCCAUGGUCAGUACAUUUACCCAUGAAAUAGGCACACAGUAAGAUAACUGAUAGUGGUAUAAAUUAUUUGAAAUGGAUGUUCAAGUGAUAACCGUGGAAGAAGGAAGUGGUCAUCAAGCUAAAGCAGAUGAUGGGGAUGCUGAACCUAGUAGUGAUGGUGAAGUUAAUAAUGCUGAAAACUCAGGAUCUCGUGUUGAGGGUGGGAUUUCUGAGCCAUAUGUGGGUAUGGAAUUUGAGUCUGAAGAUGUUGCCAAGACUUUCUAUGAUGAGUAUGCUAGACGCAUGGGUUUUAGCUCUAAAGUUGGCCCAAAUGGUCAUCCUAAAGCUGAUGGAGCAAAUAUGUAUAGGGAGUUUGUGUGUGGUAGGGAAGGAUUGAAAAAAAGGCUUAAUGAAAGCUGCAAUGCAAUGCUUAGGAUUGAGCUAAAGGGUCAAAAUAAAUGGGUUGUAACAAAAUUUGCGAAGGAGCAUAGUCAUUCCAUGGUGAGUUCCAGUAAGGCACACAAUGUUCGGCCAAGUAAGCAUUUUUCAAGUGUUGGACGGACUAUGCCUGAAACUUAUCAAGGAGUGGGACUUGUUCCCAGUGGUGUCAUGUAUGUAUCUAUGGAUGGGAGUCGUGUUUCUAAUCAGAAUACUCGUGGGUUAAGGAAUAUUCAUCCUGCUAAUGCUGAACCAAGUCACCCAGUUAAAAAUUCCACGUUGAUGAAUUAUACUGUUAGGCCUUCUUUUCAAAACAGGACCAUGGGAAGGGAUGCUCACAAUCUGCUUCAGUAUUUUAAGAAGAUGCAGGCUGAGAACCCUGGUUUCUUCUAUGCUAUACAACUUGAUGAAGACAAUCGUAUGUGUAAUGUCUUUUGGGCAGAUGCAAGAUCAAGGACAGCAUACAUUCAUUUCGGUGAUACAGUUCAUCUGGAUGCAACAUACAGAUUAAAUCAAUACAGAGUGCCAUUUGCCCCUUUUACUGGGCUAAAUCAUCAUGGUCAAAUGGUCUUGUUUGGUUGUGCACUCCUUUUUGAUGACUCUGAGGCAUCUUUUUUAUGGCUCUUUAAGACAUUUCUGACAGCAAUGAAUGAUCGUCAGCCGGCAUCUAUAAUUACUGAUCAAGACAGAGCAAUACAGACAGCAGUUUCUCAAGUUUUACCACAAGCUCGCCACUGUCUUAACAAGUGGCAUGUCUUGAGAGAAGGCCAAGAAAAGUUGGCCCAUGUAUGUCUUGCACAUCCAAAUUUUCAGGUUGAACUUUAUAAUUGUAUUAAUAUGACCGAAACCAUCGAGGAGUUUGAGUCAUCUUGGAAUUUUAUCAUUGAUAAAUAUGAACUCAGAAGAAAUGAGUGGCUUCAGUCAUUGUAUAGUGCUCGUGCUCAAUGGGUUCCAGCAUACUUCCGUGAUUCAUUUUUUGCUGCAAUAUCUCCUACCAUAGGAUUUGAUGGUUCUUUUUUUGAUGGUUAUGUCAACCAACAUACAGCAUUACCAUUGUUCUUCAGGCAGUAUGAAAGUGCUUUAGAGAACUGGAUUGAAAAGGAAAUAGAAGCAGAUUUUGAGACAAUUAGCGCAACACCAGUUUUGAAGACACCAUCACCAAUGGAGAAACAGGCUGCUAAUCUUUAUACAAGAAAAAUAUUUUCAAAGUUUCAAGAAGAGCUUGUUGAAACUUUUGUUUAUACUGCAAAUAGAAUUGAAGGAGAUGGAGAAAAUAGCACUUUCAGGGUUGCAAAGUUUGAGGAUGACCAAAAGGCAUAUGCUGUCACAUUAAACCAUUCUGAGUUGAAAGCUAGCUGUAGCUGCCAAAUGUUUGAGUAUUCAGGCAUUCUUUGUAGGCAUGUUUUAACUGUUUUCACUGUGACAAAUGUACUUACAUUACCACCCCAUUACAUUUUAAAACGGUGGACAAGGAAUGCAAAAAGCAAUGCUGGAUUGGAUGAACAUACUGGUGAAUCACAUGUACAGGCGUCUUUGACAUCAAGGUAUAGCAAUCUAUGUCGGGAAGCCAUCAGAUAUGCUGAGGAAGGGGCAGUGACUGUGGAAACUUAUAACACUGCAAUUAGUGGUCUUAGAGAAAGUGUAAAGAAGGUUGCUGCUGUGAAAAGAAGUGUCGCCAAAGUUCCGCCUUCUAAUAAUCAGGGCAGUGGGACUGCUAGUGCUUAUGAUGACAGGAAAACUGCUACUUCAACUUUGGAUACAACUCCUCGUUUGUGGCCACGGCAAGAUGAAAUAACAAGGAGGUUUAAUCUUAAUGAUGCUGGUGCUCCUGUUCAAUCAGUUGCUGAUCUAAAUUUGCCACGGAUGGCUCCUGUCUCUCUUCAUCGAGAUGAUGGUCCAUCUGAAAACCUGGUCGUUCUUCCAUGCCUAAAAUCAAUGACAUGGGUCAUGGAGAAUAAAAACUCAACUCCAGGGAAUAAAGUAGCUGUUAUUAAUCUGAAGUUGCAAGAUUAUAGCAGGGCUCCGUCAACAGAAUCUGAGGUUAAGUUUAAUCUCUCAAGAGUUUCUUUGGAACCUAUGUUGAAGUCUAUGGCUUCAAUCAGUGAACAACUCUCAACACCUGCUAAUAAGGUUGCUGUAAUAAAUCUCAGGCUUCAUGAUACUGAGACAACCUCUGGUGAGUCAGAAGUAAGGUUUCAGGUUUCCAGGGAUACUUUGGGUGCUAUGCUACGAUCAAUGGCCUACAUCCGUGAGCAGCUUUCUCAUGCUGACGAUGCACAGUCACCCUCAGAACCUCAUUUGAAAAAGCAUAGGAAGUAAAAUAUGAAGUUUUUAUUUCAUAUCCAUGUGGGUAUGGCUACAUAUGUUGAUGGAAGCGUGUUGACCACUCAACCACACAAGAAAGCUUAGAAAUUGUAGUGUAUCUUUUAGUGUGUUUAGCUUCUUCUUUUACGUUUGUUGUUGUUUGUACAUGUAUCUGAUCGUAGUAGGUAGUAGCUUUGUUUUAUGCGAGGCAGUUAAAAUAUCUACUUCCUUUCGUCAAACAUCCACAAAUAACGAAUGAAAUUGGGUUUAA